Fomitiporia mediterranea MF3/22 is the source of this 1489-nucleotide messenger RNA. Its product is annotated as MFS general substrate transporter. Gene Ontology annotation, molecular function: transmembrane transporter activity. Gene Ontology annotation, cellular component: membrane. Gene Ontology annotation, biological process: transmembrane transport. The annotation marks the transcript as partial. NCBI's taxonomy places the organism in Eukaryota, Fungi, Basidiomycota, Agaricomycetes, Hymenochaetales, Hymenochaetaceae. The transcript is spliced from 5 exons. The record is from RefSeq and is a predicted model, not a curated record.
GAUGAUGAGUCUUGCUUAUCUCGAAGGAAGCAGUGGUUUGACCUCUCGCUCCAUUCAGCUGAUUGAUGACGAGACAUCUCUCGAAGACAAUGAGCAAGUCACGACAGCUCAAGACGCAGAAACAAAUGUUCAGGAGAGCAAUGAUCCUACCAUUGAAGAUCAAGAGUCUACCGUCAAUCUGGUCAUGGAGGACGAUUUCAGGUUAAAAUUCGAUGCUUCGUUGGUUAUUAUGAUUUUACAGAAUAUCUUGCUGCAGAUCUCGUUCUUUUCCAUCGUCUCCUCUUCGUCUGCCUACGCGGAGUAUUUAGGCGGCACCGCUACGUUCUCAGGUCUUGUAAUUGGUAUACCGACUGCAGUCUCCGGAUUGGCACUAAUCCCAUUGACGAAAUAUGAUCGAGGUCAAUACAAACUGGCCCUUCACGUAGCUUGCGGUUCCAUGGUCCUCGGCUCGGCACUAUACGGCCUUGCCUAUAAGGCGAAGUUCCUCUACCUCAUUCUUCUGGGACGUAUGGUCCAAGGCGGAGGAUUCAUCGGAUUCAUGUACGCAAAACGAUACUGCACUGAUUCUAGGGUUGCCGGAGCCCGCCGCCGUACAACACUCGCAGGCUGGCUCGUACUUGGUCAAGGUGUUGGUAUGAGUGCCGGACCAUUCUUCGGCGGACUGCUAUAUAAAGUCGGAUUUAGAAACGCAGUCUUCAAUGGGUACACGAGUCCAGGAUGGAUUAUGUCGGCUGCUUGGCUCGUGUUUUGGAUCGUUUCGACUAUCGUGUUCGAGGAUGUUCAACCCACGAAUUCAUCACAGUCCAUGCAAAUGACUAGUCUUCCUUCUCCUUCAGUAUCUCGAAGCAUUCGGUUCCAUGUAACAAAGAGUCAAUGGGGUGUUAUUGUGACGAUGUGCUGGUUUGCGAUGACCUGUUUCUUCAUCCUUGGAGCUUGGGAGUCCAACAUUCCUGUCUUCGCCUCAUCUUCCCUCUUUUCUCGUUCUUUCCCUCUGAGUCCCUUCCACUGGUCACCUUUCGCAUCCGGCAACUUCAUCGCCCUCGGCGGAGCAGCCAUCUUCCCUUUCCUCUUCAUCAAUCUUCUCCUUGCUCGACGUACGCAAGAUCGACACAUCCUUGCACUUGGCGCAGGGCUCGGACUUGCCGGUCUUCUCACGGCAGUUACACUUUUACGACUGCAGCCUUCUGCUGGUACGCUCUCAUUUGGCACAUUCUUCGUAUGUUGGUUCCUUGUCGCGCUCGGGUUCAACCUCGCAAGUACGUGUACGUUAAGCUUGCUCAGCAAGCAAUUGCCUCCUUCGUGGAAUGGGAAGACAAGUCUUGCAAUCCAAUAUUCCAACUACGUCGGCCGAGUGACUGGUGCUGUAUGGGGAGGAAGCGGCGUAAGAGUCGGAAUGUUGAAUUAUUUGGGCUUGGAAAUUGCGAUUAUUGGCGUUGGAGCGUUCAUGUUCUUGACGCUUUGGCGAGAGCUGAAAGCUAAGACGGGUUGA